Molecule: messenger RNA, 465 nt
Organism: Zasmidium cellare ATCC 36951
Lineage: Eukaryota; Fungi; Ascomycota; Dothideomycetes; Mycosphaerellales; Mycosphaerellaceae
Exons: 2
Coding region: 1-465 (154 amino acids)
Biological process (GO): L-methylmalonyl-CoA metabolic process
Molecular function (GO): methylmalonyl-CoA epimerase activity
Source: RefSeq, a predicted model, not a curated record
AUGUCGACCCACAGCUUCACGAUCAACAACGCAAAUCACACUGGCAUCACUGUCAGCUCACUUGCCGAAUCGCUCAAAUUCUGGGAAGGUCUACUUGGCUGCAAGAUUCUCUAUCGCAAUCACAUGGCAAUGAGCCCGGAGCUCAAUGUCAUCGGCGUAACGGAUGCCGUCAUGGACAAUGCUAUGGUUGCGUUGCCAGAUGGGACUCGAAUAGAGUUGCUAGAAUACUCAGCGCCUGCUGAUCGCAAGGUAUACAAACCCAGAGGAUGCGAUGUUGGAAGCGCUCACAUUGCGCUUGACGUGAAGGGAACUGAGGCGCUCAUUGAGGAAGCAACGAAGCUGGGCUGGAAAGCAGUGGAUCGUCCGCAGAGGAUUCGUCGUGGUGAUGGUACGUACUGGACUGCCAUCUAUAUGAUCGGUCCAGAUGGAGAGACGAUCGAAUUGUUGGAGAAGCUGGAUGAAUGA